Messenger RNA from Toxotes jaculatrix (banded archerfish), 826 nucleotides. RefSeq lists its product as uncharacterized. The transcript has 5 exons. Gene Ontology annotation, cellular component: external side of plasma membrane. Gene Ontology annotation, biological process: immune response; cellular response to lipopolysaccharide; negative regulation of T cell proliferation. The record is from RefSeq and is a predicted model, not a curated record. The coding region runs from base 140 to 826 and encodes 228 amino acids. Lineage: Eukaryota; Metazoa; Chordata; Actinopteri; Toxotidae.
UGGAAUCAGCAGGAUCAUACAGAGAAAGGAGCAUGGUGAUGACUGAAUGAAGUCACACUGUAGGUUUUCCUUCUUCUACCUGGAACUUUGAUCUCAGCUGUUUCUGACUCUUCACCUCUGUCUCCUCUCACAGGAGAAGAUGAUCUGCUGGAUCCUGCAGCUCAUCAUCCUGACCUCCUGUGUCUGUGCAGGAGCAUUUGUAGUGACAGUGACACAGAGCUCCUAUCAGGCAGAGGAGAACCACAACGUCACACUGGAAUGGAGGUUCACACCCAAACCUGACAGCUCCUCCAACUCCCUUUAUAUCUACUGUCAACUGAUCACUGAUCACAAAGUCUCAGUCCUGUAUCAUCUACAUGAGGGUGUUGAGGUCCCAGAGUCUCAGGAUGAACAGUUUUCAGGACGAGUCCAGUGCAACAAAGACGUCCUCAGAGAGGGACGACUCACACUUCAUGUGUCCAGUCUCAGGACUGAGGACUCAGGCCUGUACCUGUGUGAUGUGAGGACAGAUUAUGGUGUGAGCAAUGACAAAUGUCAACUCACUGUCAGCGCAGCUGCUGAUCCCCCCAAACCUCACAGACCAACUGUGAGCCCACAACCAGAGAGUCGGGGAAGGAUUGGUCUCUAUGCUGGACUGGGACUGGGACUGGGACUGGUACUGGGACUGGCAGCAGCUCUACUGGUCAAAUUCUGCUUUGCCUCAAGAGAGCUGCAGCAGCACGCGUCCACCUAUCUGACCAACAUGAACAACAGUCUGGACGUGGAGUCCUGUGGGUGUCCUCUCUGCUCUGACUGCAGCUGGAACCUCUGUGAGAGGCUGCUGUGA